AUGGUAAUGCGACUUGGUACUUGGUGAUAUUUUAAUAUUUAUAUGCUAUAUUAAUUUUAGAUAUUAACGAAUGUGCUGACGCAUCACAUAAUUGCCAUGCUCAUGCGAACUGUAUUAACACAACUGGUUCUUUUACCUGUGUGUGUCGUGAAGGUUUCAGCGGAGAUGGCGUAAAUUGCGAAGGUACUGUAUGAGAAAUACUUAUAAUGACACUCCUUUUUUUUGCAUCAUUGGUAUAUAAAUGUUCAGAAGAUAUGAAAUGUUGUUUUAAAUGUUUAGUGCAUGUAUCAUUCGUAGUAGGGCGCAUCUUGUAUUUAAACACGAAGUCCAUUCACAACAAAAAUUUGUGCCUAACUUGUGACACUCCUUGAAACUCGAGAUAUAUGAAUCAAAGCAAGACGGGAAUGAUUUUGUGAUGUUUCGAUAUUAUAUCGAAAUGUAUCGUCAGACUAAUUUAUGGUGAACAGACUAGCUACGAGUUGUUACAACGAGACUAAUGCAGACUGUUCGUAACAAGUUGCUAUGAGCUUGUUGCCAUCAACUUGUUAACAAGUUGUUACGUGCUGGCGAUAUCCCGUUUAAAUAAAUGUUUAGUAGUGUGAUUGACUUUAUCCAUAUAGAGUCGGAAAUUGGUUAUACAAAAUUGUUCUCUUUUUCUUCAGACGUUUGUCAAGUACCAAUUCUCUAUUAUGCUAACAGUUCUACAAUCGACACUUACAACACCAAGGCCGGUGAUCUUUCACCAAACUCUUUCUUGAGAUCUCCUAACUCUCAACUGGUCUACGACAAGUAUAAUCGUCAAAUCUUAAUGUAUGCAUCAGGCACAACUUUAUCCAGAGUGACUUUGGAUGGCUCAAAUAUAACAACCUUGGCAACAAUGGAAGAGCAUAUUCGGCGGUUCACAUAUGAUGGUCGUCGUAACGUUGUAUAUUAUCUUCAUGAAAGAGUUGAAGCUAUUCAUAUGUUAAACCUGACAAGUAUGGAAGAUAUGGAAGUUGGUGCUCUGGCUCAUAUUUCCAACAUUAAAGAUCUUGACAUUGAUGUAUUGAAUGAGUAAGUAAACAAGGAUGAUAAGUAAUAGUUCAGAUACAAGUAAGUAUUCUUUCUCUGAUUCCUAAAUACAGACAAGCCGGUUAAAAAUACGAGCCGCGAAGCCGACCUUCUUUAACCAGCUUGUCUGUAUUUAGAAAUCAGAGGAAGAACAUGCAUCUACGAGUGUUUAAAAUUACUUCUCAAAAGAACCCGUAUUUAAGAGGAAAUCGAGAUUAAAGUAGGCGAAAUUCGGCUAUAAUCUUUCCCCAAUUUCUAAAUACUGAUUAAAUACUUAAUUAAUUUGAAUUUUCUUCAUGAAUUAUUACAUGAGUUUGAACUGUUUGAGAAAAACAUAUAGAAAUUGAGUCAUAAUUGACCGUGAGUGAUAAAAUACAGCAGUUGGCUUGAUAAGAAACAACUACAUUCUCGUAUUGUCAUAUUCCCCUCAGUCUCAAAAGUCUGACUGCACCUUGGAAAUGAUUAAUGGUACAGUGUACUGUCAGUAUGAACUCCAUAGAGCAAAAUGGCUGAGCAUCCAUCAUGGAAGGUAUACGUAGAAAAUUAGAAACAAAUAAUAACGCUGAAAAACUCGUAAAAGAACAUUGUCUUCCGCGUCGAUGUACGCUAAUUGACUUCUCCACUUAUCCCCGUCUCUUUUGGCAAAAUAUGUACGUGGUUAUACAGUGAGUUUAGACUGCCAUUCCAAUUCAAUAGGUUUAUUUAUAAGCACACAUGAGGCUUGACAAAGUUAGAGCCAUAACUUGUGAUCGAGUUUUACAGUUUAUCUGGCAUUUCUAUUCGCUGGACUUAGUACAAUGGAUUUAUAAUCUGUAAGAUUAAGUUAAUAAUUUAUGCCGCGGGUCUUCCUAUUCAGUUUUGAUUGGGGGUAGAAAUAUAGGAUAAUAUUCCGCAUUGUAUAUCAUUCCUUUCAAAAUUUUAAUUUCAUACGGCUUGAGUAAUGAUAAAAUCUUGAGCUUACUACAAAUCAUAAUAGUACCAAAUGUAUUCAUUAACAAGCUCUUUACCCCAUACUUUUUUCAGCUGUCUUGUUAUCGUAACUGCAUCCAGUUUAUCAAUUGUUCUGUACGACCUUGGUGGAAGCUCAUCAGUUCGCGUGAUCACUUAUGAUGGUGGUUUUGGGCAAUCACUCUAUGUCUUUGAAGAUGGGACUAUAUACUGGGUCAUCUACGAUCCCUCCAAUAACCGCUUUACACUUCUAUGCACAUCUAAAGCGGGAGUAACAAGAAACCUCGGGAUCUGGUACAUUGGAGAAAUUCGUGUAGUGAUAGACCGAUUAUAUAUUUAUGUAUUGGAUAAAGACAACAACCGAAUUGAUAUUUAUUCCAGAAGAACAUUGGUGAAACACUGGGAAAUACGUAUAAUACCUAAUGUCAAUGAGUUGAUCCUGGCGUUGGGUAAGUAA
Messenger RNA from Paramuricea clavata, 2455 nucleotides. The record is from the annotation of a GenBank genome assembly. Lineage: Eukaryota; Metazoa; Cnidaria; Anthozoa; Malacalcyonacea; Plexauridae.